Molecule: messenger RNA, 1337 nt
Organism: Sinocyclocheilus rhinocerous
Lineage: Eukaryota; Metazoa; Chordata; Actinopteri; Cypriniformes; Cyprinidae
Product: intersectin-2-like
Exons: 3
Coding region: 40-447 (135 amino acids)
Biological process (GO): positive regulation of Rho protein signal transduction
Source: RefSeq, a predicted model, not a curated record
UGUAAAUGAUUAUAACAAUACUUUUUUACAGCUCGAUCAAUGAAAGCAAGUGGAAUUGGUCGCCUGCUUGUUACCAUCUUGGAGGCAACAGAGCUAAAAUCCUCCAAACCAAAUGGAAAGAGUAAUCCAUACUGUGAAGUGACCAUGGGUUCUCAGUGCUACACUUCCCGAACCAUCAAUGACACUGUCAACCCCAAGUGGAGCUUCAAUUGUCAGUUUCACAUUAAAGACCUGUAUCAAGAUGUCCUCUGUAUUACGAUUUUUGAGCGGGAGCAAUUUUUACCAGAUGACUUUUUAGGUCGCACUGAGGUUCCUUUAGCCACUAUUAAGAAAGAACUUGAGAAUAAAGGUCCGUCCACUAGGAGGCUGCUGCUUCAUGAAGUUCCCACUGGAGAGGUUUGGGUUCGGCUCGACCUGCAGCUGUUUGACCACAAAGCCCCCAAAUGAAGAGGAGAGAGGAUGUCCCUUCAAAACUGCACAUCAAGUACAACUUCUCACCACUAGCUUCUCAAGAUUUUCAAGACUGACCUUUGCCUUAAAAUGUUCUCAACUACUGUGGAGCGUAGUAAUGAAUGUGUGACCAUAAGGAAGACAAGUUAACGUUCACACCUUUGCCAAGUUUAGAUUUUUGACCAAGUGACAUAGGAAUGAAAAGGGAGAAUUUGGGAUUUUUUUUUUAAUUGCCUAAAUAAUUUACCACUGGAUGUAGAGAUAUCUCAGGACCUAUAUUUUGCUUCAAAUAUACUGUCUUUAUUGCUGUACUGAAAGCUAGAUUUGUUAUAAUCAUAACUUGCCUAGAUCUGAAGUUGAUGAGAACUUGUUUUGAACUUGAAUAUUCUCAUCAGCAACACUAAACCUUGUGGUGUUGUUUUUUAAUUAAUUAUCCGUCUGCCUUACCUGCCAGUUCAUCCAUUUAACUUCACCAUGAUAGAAUUAAUUUGCACCAGCCAGUUGAUCCUCUAUAAAAUCUUAUAACAGCUUAUUAGCCUGUGUAACAUGGAAGGAACUUUUCUGCAGAGCUUACUAGUUUUUAUGUACGAAGGUACGAAUGAGGUGAUUAACCAGGGAUGAUUGGUUAAAGGUCUAAUCUCUGUUGAUUUUGUGUGCUUGACUGAGUUUUAUUUAUGUUAAUUUAUGCGUCUUGGACUAUCUGCACAUUUUACGCUGCCUACUAUAUCUGGACUGCCAUAAAGCAUUCAGAUAAUAAGGUCUUAAUAUUGUAUAUUUUUGCAGAGUUGUAGUAUGAACGUUUACUCAAGAGACGGAGUUGCUGAGUUUGUCUCUUAGGUUUUAUUUGUUUUAGUUUUAAAUAUAAAUGUAAUAAAGUUUGAGUAUUU